AUGAAGGUUUUCGCUAUUAUCGUGGUGGCUUCAGCGAUUGGUGCCCAGUGUGCCUCUUCCGCCUCAGCCAGCUCAACUGCUUUAUCAUCUGUUGCAGGACCAACCGGUAAAGCAACUACUACGAGUGCUGCUACGGGGAGGGAAGCUUCUAAGACUACUUCCUCUACCGUUGCGACCACUUCCUCUACCGUUGCGACCACAACCGCAAAGAAAGCAGGCGCAGAACCGAAGGCAACUAUUCCUGGAUCUGCCUUGGUGGCUGUCUUAGCUAUUGGCGCGUAUAUGGCCUGA
Pochonia chlamydosporia 170 is the source of this 291-nucleotide messenger RNA. RefSeq lists its product as hypothetical. The record is from RefSeq and is a predicted model, not a curated record. The transcript has 2 exons. Bases 1 to 291 code for a protein of 96 amino acids. Lineage: Eukaryota; Fungi; Ascomycota; Sordariomycetes; Hypocreales; Clavicipitaceae.